Molecule: messenger RNA, 1908 nt
Organism: Acipenser ruthenus (sterlet)
Lineage: Eukaryota; Metazoa; Chordata; Actinopteri; Acipenseriformes; Acipenseridae
Product: splicing factor 3A subunit 3
Exons: 17
Coding region: 158-1663 (501 amino acids)
Biological process (GO): mRNA splicing, via spliceosome
Cellular component (GO): nucleus; spliceosomal complex
Molecular function (GO): zinc ion binding; RNA binding
Source: RefSeq, a predicted model, not a curated record
UUUCUCGGACCGGUUGGCGCUUCGUGACAUUGCCGGGAUAAUACUUCCUGUAGCACUGUGGCGUGUUUGUUUCGUUCACAGCGCUGUAGUUUUGUUGUUGUUUGUUUUAUUCAUUAUUUUGAAUCUUUAGAUACAAGUAGCUCCUACAUUUUGAGCUAUGGAGACGAUUUUGGAGCAGCAGAGGCGCUAUCAUGAGGAGAAGGAAAGGCUUAUGGAUUCCAAAACAAAAGAAAUGCUGCUCAAGAAAACGACGCUACGAGACCAGAUCAAUUCCGAUCAUCGCACAAGAGCAAUGCUGGAUAGGUACAUGGAAGUGAGUGCAAAUUUACGGGAUUCUUAUGAAGAUAAAGAUGGAAUGAGAAAGGAAGAGCUGAAUGCCAUUUCAGGACCAAAUGAGUUUGCAGAGUUCUAUAACAGAUUGAAACAGAUCAAAGAGUUUCAUAGGAAACACCCUAAUGAGAUCUGUGUGCCAAUGUCUGUUGAGUUUGAGGAGUUAAUUAAAGCUAGAGACAACCCCAGUGAGGAAGCACAAAACUUGGUUGAGUUCACGGAUGAGGAAGGAUAUGGCCGAUACUUGGAUCUGCAUGAUUGUUACCUGAAGUUCACCAAUCUAAAGGGGUCGGAGAAACUUGAAUACAUUACCUAUUUAUCUACGUUUGAUCAGCUGUUCGAUAUUUCUAAAGAGAGGAAGAAUGCUGAAUACAAAAAGUAUCUUGAAAUGCUUUUGGAAUACCUCAUGGACUACACAGACAGAGUAAAACCUUUACAAGACCAAAAUGAACUCUAUGGAAAAAUUCUCAUUGAGUUUGAAAAGAAGUGGGAAAAUGGCACCUUUCCUGGCUGGCCGAAAGAGACCAGCAGUGCAUUGACACAUGCUGGAGCACAUUUGGAUCUCUCUGCAUUUUCAUCUUGGGAGGAACUGGCUUCCUUGGGGUUGGACAGAUUGAAAUCUGCUCUGAUGGCUUUGGGUCUGAAAUGUGGAGGGACGCUAGAAGAGCGGGCACAGAGACUCUUCAGCACCAAAGGGCAGUCCUUGGAGUCGCUAGAUCCGUCACUCUUUGCAAAGAAUCCCAAAUCCAAAGGACCCAAAAAGGACACCGAGCGUAACAAAGAAAUGGCUUUCCUAGAAGCUCAGAUCUAUGAAUAUGUGGAAAUUCUUGGGGAACAAAGACAGCUGACCCAUGAGAAUGUGCAGCGGAAGCAGGCUCGUACUGGUGAGGAGCGAGAGGAAGAGGAUGAAGAGCAGCUGAGCGAGAGUGAGAGCGAGGACGAGGACAACGAGAUCAUUUACAACCCCAAGAACCUGCCGUUGGGCUGGGACGGCAAGCCUAUCCCUUACUGGCUGUACAAGCUUCAUGGUUUGAAUAUCAACUACAACUGUGAGAUCUGUGGUAACUACACCUACAGAGGACCUAAAGCAUUUCAGCGUCAUUUUGCGGAAUGGCGUCAUGCUCACGGCAUGAGAUGUCUUGGUAUUCCCAACACUGCGCACUUUGCCAACGUAACUCAGAUUGAGGAUGCAGUUUCAUUAUGGGCAAAGUUGAAGUCGCAGAAAGCAUCUGAACGAUGGCAGCCAGACACAGAGGAGGAAUACGAGGACUCCAGCGGAAAUGUAGUCAACAAAAAGACAUACGAGGACUUGAAACGACAGGGGCUGCUUUGAACAGGGCUAUUGGAAAUGGAAAUUAGAAUUUCCUUAGCAUUUGUGAAGAACGUCUAAAGAAAAUGUGUUUGAGGUGACAUUAAAAUUGUACAAGCCUGUUUUAAAUUGGAAAUAUUUUUUUUUGUUUUGUUUUGGAUCAUAAUUAAAUCAUUACUGUUACCUGCCCUACCCCUUAUUUUUUUUUAGGACCAUUAUUAAAACCCAGAUGUGUACAGUUGUCCUCAAUAAAAUUUAUUUGGAUUUUU